CAGCAGCAACAACAACAACAACAGCAGCAUCAGAUGCAGAUGCAGCAGAAGCAACACCAGAUGCAACAACAAAUGCAAAGGCAACAAAUGCAACAGCAACAACAUAUGAUGGGAGACGUGAAACAAGAUUCACUUAUGUCGUGUAACACAAUUUCAAAUUCGGAUCAGAUCCAGGUGUCGUCGAACAUGAGUUUAAAUGGGCAGAUGGGACAGUUUUCUCCUCCUGGUCUGGAUGGGAAGACAAAUCUCAAUAGCAUGAACGCGAAUACUGGAAACAUGAAUGACAUGCGUGUUCAACAGAUGGUUGACCAAAACCAACUUCAACCACAACGUUCUAGGCAGUCGGAUGGAUGGCCUCCAACGGUUGUGAGCGCGACUCAGUCCAGCCCGCUGCUUACGCAGCAGCUGAAUCAGCCACCAACCACAUCGCAGCCUUUCCUUGGAAAUCAAUCUGUGCGCGGUAUGAUGCCUCAAAAUAAUGUUAAUGUGUCAAGUUCUGGUGCAACUGGACUCUCAGGACUCGCCACAAGUAUGCCGAAUGCGCAAGGUCAAUUGCGACCUGGUCCAAUCGGAGGCGGUGGGAAUUCAAAUCAAACAAGAAAGUUUAUUUGGGAUGGUCGGUUGGAAUGGCUGGAGAAGAACAGGAAUCCGAACGAUAAUCGAACUUCUAGAACUCUGCGAUGUCAGGUGUCGUGUGCCCUGAGUGAUCGCUUGGACGUAGCUGAACUGAAUUUCGAUUACGAUCGGGCCAUCGUAUCGUUUUACAGAAAUGCGGAGCAUUGGCCAGAGAAGUUGAUCAUGCAGCUCAUUCCAAAGCAACUUGUCGGGACCCUUGGUACUCAAUUUUUCAAAGAGUCAGUUUCUGUCCUUUUUCAUCCGGAGCCAUGUGCAGCGUUGGAGGCUCUUUCGAAAGUUAUGGCACAGGGAUUGGCUGGUUGUGUGCAUUUUCAAACACCGCCAACAAGCCAAUGUGAGAUAAAGGUACUCAUGCUGCUUUUGAGCGAAGAGCGUGGAGCAUACGUUGGAUUUAUUCCGAAUGACCAGACCGGUUUCGUUGAACGAAUCCGUCAUGUGAUAAAACAACAGAGGAUAUCCCAAGCGAAAAGAACCGCAAGUUUUCCGCAGAAUCAAGGCCAGCAAAUGCAGCAGGACGGCCAGCGGCAGAGUCAAUUACAAGCGCAGUUGCAAGGAAUUAUUGGUAAUAUUCAUGGAAAUGCUGUUAAUCAAGACGACGAAUUGUUCGAGAUUUUUGGGAAGUUGUAA
Molecule: messenger RNA, 1263 nt
Organism: Notodromas monacha
Lineage: Eukaryota; Metazoa; Arthropoda; Ostracoda; Podocopida; Cyprididae
Source: the annotation of a GenBank genome assembly